GUAAUGGGGCUGGCAGAUUCUUUUCAACACAAAUCGAAAUUUCCCAAAGCCUUUUCACCCGUCCUUCAACGCCGGUAACGUAAUCCAAGGCACUCAUAGCCUCUUUGCUUCUUCUUCGUCUCCGUUGAUGGCGACAGCAGGUGAAUGUGAAGUCGAAUGUGAAGAAAAUGAUAAUCAAAUUCUCAGGCAGCAAACCCAGAAGCUGCUUUCUUUGUAUCUCGGAGUCAGUUUCAGUAUUUUCUUGGCUUACAUUCCCGAGUGUUCACUCUCUUUGAUUCCCAAGUUACAAACCCGGGUGGGAGAUAUCAUGUCAAGGCUUUUGACGGCGGAGGAACAGUUGAGGCAGAUGAAGUCGAGGAGAAAAGAGGACUCCAAAGCAAACGCCAGAGUGGUGGAGAUCUUCGCUUCCCACAGGAACGCGUGGCAAGCCGAGGAGAAACAGCUUCUGCAGCAGAUCCAGGAUCAGCGAGCAAAGAUCGAGGAGCUAGAGAAGGAGACCCAUGAAUCCAAGCGGAAAAUUGAGGAGCUCCAGGACAUUAUCGGCUUCAUCUCUAACAAUAGGGCUGCUGGUGGAGAACAAGAAAAAAUGGAGGAGGAAUUCGCCGCGGAAGACUCCAGGGAGAGCCAAGUAAAGUUCAAUGUUGCAAACAACGGGCAUUUUCCUUUCACUUCAGAUUUAUUGGCUUCAGCUUCUUCCAAGUUUUGGGUAGACAGAGCUACUGCCUGGCAGGAUGUAAAGUAUGAAUCUCUCGAAUCUUUGUAUCAUAUGAAGCAUUUUGUUGCAAGAAGGGAAUCACCUUGGAAGGUAGGCGGUGAAUCAACUGGAGUUUCCUCUAAGCUAAAGCUGCUUGAACAGGAACUAUUGAAUUUGGAAAAAAUUGGUAAAAGUGAAUUUUCAAGGGUACCUUCAUUAAUGAGAAAGCAGGCCAGAAGAUAUCAAGCUCUUACUGCAAAGAUUGAAGAUCUCUGCAGAAGAAUGGCUAGUGAUCCCUCUGAACCCACACUCAGUCUAGAGUUUCGAACUCAAAGACAGACUGAGUUUUUGCUGGAAGCGUUUCGGCUUCAGCAGCAUGCAUCUGAAACUGGACAAAAGCUAAUGGCACUACAAACCGAGAUCGGGAAGAGUUACAACAGGGAUGAUGUCGGAAGCUCAGCCACGGCCAAAGUGGGCAUGAAACGAUCCAUGGAUUCCAUUAGAAACAACUUACAGGAAGUACAAAGAAACCUGGAGAUAUGGUUGGCCAGAAUUAUAGGAGACCUGGAAGGGAUUCUAGCCAGAGAUGGCUCGUGUUCAUCUCGUGUUCGGGAAUACUGCGUUUCUAGAUAUAAUAAUAACCAGUUUGUGCAAUAGAAACAAAUAUUGGUCUAACAAAAUAUCCUCUCAGUAAAUAUGAACUGAUCAGGUAAUAUAUAUAGUAGUAGUUCUAGUAGGUAGUUUAUCUAUGAGGAUGAAAUGAAACAACUUACAUUUCAAU
Molecule: messenger RNA, 1475 nt
Organism: Hibiscus syriacus
Lineage: Eukaryota; Viridiplantae; Streptophyta; Magnoliopsida; Malvales; Malvaceae
Exons: 4
Coding region: 128-1351 (407 amino acids)
Source: RefSeq, a predicted model, not a curated record